AUGGCUGAAUACACUCUCCCCCAGGCGACGAAGAACAUGGAUCAAGCGAUCCGCUGCAUUGAGAUGCACACCACCGGCGAACCCACUCGCAUCGUAUAUGCUGGCUAUCCGGCACUCAGCGGUACUCUCCUGGAGCAACGCGCUCUCGCUAGUGAGAAGUAUGACCAUCUCCGACGCAGGCUCAUCUUGGAACCUCGCGGCCACAGGGAUAUGUACGGUGCUGUCUUGCGCCAGUCAACAGAGCUCGUUGAUGCCGGGUUAGCCGAUAUCGGCGUGAUCUUUAUGACCAACGACGGGUAUUCAAACAUGUGCGGGCAUGCUACCAUUGCUCUGGGUCGCUUUUUAAUAGAUACGUUCGAGGUGACCAUCUUUCCCAAGCGAAAAGCCUUGCAGGUUACUCCUGCUGGGACUCUGAUUCGACUACACGCCCCAUCUGGCAUAGUUGAGGUGACAGUCCAGACACUUCAGGACGGACGAUCAGAUCCCUCAAAGCCAGUGUCGUUUUUGUCUGUUCCGUCGUUUGCCACCGGGUGGGAUAUUCGCAUUACAGUGCCGCCGGAAAGAAGAUGGCAUGUCGGCCGAGAGGUGGAGACGGUGUCUGUCAACUUUGCAUAUGGCGGCGCCUUCUUCUGUAUGGUAGAUGCUCGCAGGCUUUACAGUUCAGGGCAGAAGGCGACACUGGCGGGUGAUGAUCUAAAGGCCCUCGAGGAGGCAGCGUUUGCCAUUAGGGACCUGGUCAACGAGGAUAAAGAGCUUCGUAAAUUCGUGACCUUGCCGAACAGUGAUAACCAGGGCCUGGGCAUGCUCUACGCGAUCGUUGUGGUGUUUGACGGAUUGGGCAAACCUGAGCCUGGGACGGCGAGCGUUGAGACUGGUCUAUGUUUCUUUGACAACCAUCAGAUUGACAGAUCUCCCACUGGAAGUGCCGUCUGUGCUCGUAUGGCACUAGCACAUGCGAGGGGAGACAUUGCUUUGGGAGAGGCACGGACCUAUCAUUCCCUGGUCUCAAAUAGCCAUGAAGGACAAGGAGCGUUUAUUGCCAGGAUUGUGGAGGGGAAGACCGACGGGCUUCGUGUUCAGCUUGGUGGCCGAACUUACUACACCGGUUCCCACGUCUUUGUGCACGAACCGAGCGAUUACAUCUGCGAGGGCUUCAUGCUGGAUACUCUCCGCGGCUGGCAAGGUGAUUAA
This is a messenger RNA of Scedosporium apiospermum, 1191 nucleotides long. RefSeq lists its product as uncharacterized. The transcript is spliced from 2 exons. The coding region runs from base 1 to 1191 and encodes 396 amino acids. The record is from RefSeq and is a predicted model, not a curated record. Gene Ontology annotation, molecular function: hydro-lyase activity. NCBI's taxonomy places the organism in Eukaryota, Fungi, Ascomycota, Sordariomycetes, Microascales, Microascaceae.